GCAGUUGGGCGCGCGGUGGCGACGGCGGCGGUUGAGGCCAAGUAGCGGCAUCGAGCAGCAGCAGAGGAGCUAACUAUGCGUGAGUGCAUCUCCAUCCACGUGGGACAGGCAGGUGUCCAGAUUGGCAAUGCCUGCUGGGAACUGUACUGCCUUGAACAUGGAAUUCAGCCCGAUGGUCAGAUGCCAAGUGACAAAACCAUCGGUGGUGGAGAUGACUCCUUCAACACUUUCUUCAGCGAGACCGGAGCUGGCAAGCAUGUGCCCAGAGCCGUGUUUGUGGACCUGGAGCCCACCGUGGUUGAUGAAGUGCGCACAGGCACGUACAGGCAGCUCUUCCACCCGGAGCAGCUGAUCACCGGGAAGGAAGAUGCAGCCAAUAACUAUGCCAGAGGCCACUACACCAUUGGCAAGGAGAUCGUUGACCUGGUCCUGGACCGGAUCCGCAAGCUGGCGGAUCUGUGCACUGGGCUGCAGGGCUUCCUCAUCUUCCACAGCUUCGGAGGCGGCACCGGCUCCGGCUUUGCAUCUCUGCUCAUGGAGCGGCUGUCGGUAGACUAUGGCAAGAAGUCCAAGCUGGAAUUUGCCAUCUACCCGGCCCCCCAGGUGUCCACGGCAGUGGUGGAGCCCUACAACUCCAUCCUGACCACGCACACGACCCUGGAACACUCUGACUGUGCCUUCAUGGUGGACAACGAGGCCAUCUACGACAUUUGCCGUCGCAACCUGGACAUCGAACGGCCCACCUACACCAACCUCAACCGCCUGAUCGGGCAGAUCGUGUCCUCCAUCACUGCCUCCCUGCGCUUCGACGGGGCCCUCAACGUGGACCUGACGGAAUUCCAGACCAACCUGGUGCCCUACCCCCGCAUCCACUUCCCGCUGGCCACCUACGCCCCGGUCAUCUCGGCGGAGAAGGCCUACCACGAGCAGUUGUCGGUGGCCGAGAUCACCAACGCCUGCUUCGAGCCAGCCAACCAGAUGGUCAAGUGCGACCCUCGCCACGGCAAAUACAUGGCCUGCUGCAUGCUGUACAGGGGCGACGUGGUCCCCAAAGACGUCAACGCAGCCAUCGCCACCAUCAAAACCAAGCGCACCAUCCAGUUUGUGGAUUGGUGCCCCACUGGAUUUAAGGUGGGCAUCAACUACCAGCCUCCCACAGUCGUCCCCGGAGGAGACCUGGCUAAGGUGCAGCGGGCUGUGUGCAUGCUGAGCAAUACCACCGCCAUCGCAGAGGCCUGGGCCCGCCUGGACCACAAGUUCGACCUCAUGUACGCCAAGCGCGCCUUUGUGCAUUGGUACGUGGGGGAAGGCAUGGAGGAAGGGGAGUUCUCCGAGGCCCGGGAGGACCUGGCAGCUCUGGAGAAAGAUUAUGAAGAAGUGGGCGUGGAUUCCGUGGAAGCGGAGGCCGAAGAAGGGGAAGAAUACUGAAUGGGAGAGUGGCUGGCAGCUGGGCCUUUGCACGCCCCUCACUGUAACAAAGUAUGUUUACCUAUUAAAAUUUCUGUAUUGA
Messenger RNA from Erinaceus europaeus (western European hedgehog), 1510 nucleotides. RefSeq names its product tubulin alpha-3 chain. Gene Ontology annotation, biological process: microtubule cytoskeleton organization; mitotic cell cycle. NCBI's taxonomy places the organism in Eukaryota, Metazoa, Chordata, Mammalia, Eulipotyphla, Erinaceidae. Gene Ontology annotation, molecular function: structural constituent of cytoskeleton; GTP binding. The coding region runs from base 76 to 1428 and encodes 450 amino acids. The record is from RefSeq and is a predicted model, not a curated record. Gene Ontology annotation, cellular component: cytoplasm; microtubule. The transcript has 5 exons.